CAGCGCCGGCGGGGGUGGGCGGGCGCGCCGGGUGGCAGGUGUCAGCGGCGUCUGCAUUCGGCGGCGAUGGAGCGGCCCCGGGGAGCUGCGGACGGCCUUUUGCGCUGGCCCCUUGGCCUCCUCCUGCUCCUGCAGCUGCUGCCGCCAGCCGCCGUCGGCCAGGACCGGCUGGACGCGCCGCCGCCUCCCGCGCCUCCUCUGCUGCGCUGGGCCGGUCCGGUCGGGGGUGAGCUGGGGCUGCGCGCCGCCGCGCCCGGGGGCCCCGUCCCCCGCGCUGGCCGUUGGCGCCGCGGCGCGCCUGCUGAGGAUCAGGACUGCGGCCGCCUCCCGGACUUCAUCGCCAAGCUGACCAACAAUACUCACCAGCAUGUCUUUGAUGACCUCAGUGGCUCAGUGUCCUUGUCCUGGGUUGGAGACAGCACUGGGGUUAUUCUCGUCCUGACUACUUUCCAAGUGCCACUGGUAAUUGUGAGUUUUGGACAGUCCAAGUUAUAUCGCAGUGAGGAUUACGGAAAGAAUUUUAAGGACAUUACGAAUCUCAUCAAUAACACCUUCAUUCGGACGGAGUUCGGCAUGGCUAUUGGUCCCGAGAACUCUGGAAAGGUGAUAUUAACAGCAGAGGUGUCUGGGGGAAGCCGAGGAGGAAGAGUGUUCAGGUCAUCAGACUUUGCCAAGAACUUUGUACAGACAGACCUCCCCUUUCAUCCUCUGACUCAGAUGAUGUACAGCCCUCAGAAUUCUGAUUACCUGUUAGCUCUCAGCACUGAAAAUGGCCUGUGGGUGUCCAAGAAUUUUGGGGAAAAAUGGGAAGAAAUCCACAAAGCAGUAUGUUUGGCCAAAUGGGGACCAAACAACAUCAUCUUCUUUACUACCCAUGUGAAUGGCUCCUGCAAAGCUGAUCUUGGUGCCCUGGAAUUAUGGAGAACGUCCGACUUGGGGAAAACCUUCAAAACCAUUGGUGUGAAAAUCUACUCAUUUGGUCUUGGGGGCCGUUUCCUCUUCGCCUCUGUGAUGGCUGAUAAGGAUACAACAAGAAGGAUCCACGUGUCAACAGACCAAGGGGACACAUGGAGCAUGGCACAGCUUCCCUCUGUGGGACAGGAGCAAUUCUAUUCUAUUCUGGCAGCCAACGAUGACAUGGUGUUCAUGCAUGUAGAUGAACCUGGAGAUACUGGAUUUGGUACAAUCUUUACCUCUGAUGACCGAGGCAUUGUCUACUCUAAGUCUCUGGACAGACAUCUCUAUACCACCACAGGCGGGGAGACCGACUUUACCAACGUGACGUCCCUCCGUGGAGUCUAUAUAACAAGCACGCUCUCAGAAGAUAAUUCCAUUCAGAGCAUGAUCACUUUUGACCAGGGAGGACGGUGGGAGCAUCUGCAGAAGCCGGAGAACAGCAAGUGCGAUGCUACCGCAAAGAACAAGAAUGAGUGCAGCCUUCAUAUCCAUGCUUCUUACAGCAUCUCCCAGAAGCUAAAUGUUCCAAUGGCCCCACUCUCCGAGCCCAAUGCCGUGGGCAUAGUCAUCGCUCACGGUAGUGUGGGAGACGCCAUCUCGGUGAUGGUCCCAGACGUGUACAUCUCAGAUGAUGGGGGUUACUCCUGGGCAAAGAUGCUAGAAGGACCGCAUUAUUACACCAUCCUGGACUCUGGAGGCAUCAUCGUGGCCAUUGAACACAGCAACCGUCCUAUCAAUGUGAUUAAGUUCUCCACAGAUGAAGGCCAGUGCUGGCAGAGCUAUGUGUUCACUCAGGAGCCCAUCUACUUCACCGGGCUGGCUUCCGAGCCGGGAGCCAGGUCCAUGAACAUCAGCAUCUGGGGAUUCACAGAGUCUUUCAUUACCCGCCAGUGGGUCUCCUACACAAUUGAUUUCAAAGACAUCCUUGAGCGCAACUGUGAAGAGAAUGACUAUACCACGUGGCUGGCACACUCCACAGACCCCGGAGAUUACAAAGAUGGCUGCAUUUUGGGCUAUAAAGAGCAGUUCCUACGGCUACGGAAGUCAUCCGUCUGUCAGAAUGGUCGAGACUAUGUUGUGGCCAAGCAGCCAUCCAUCUGUCCCUGUUCCCUGGAGGACUUCCUCUGUGACUUUGGCUACUUCCGUCCAGAGAAUGCCUCAGAGUGUGUGGAGCAGCCGGAACUGAAGGGUCAUGAGUUAGAGUUCUGUCUGUAUGGCAAAGAGGAGCACCUGACCACAAAUGGGUACCGGAAAAUCCCAGGAGACAGAUGCCAAGGGGGAAUGAAUCCGGCCCGAGAAGUAAAGGACUUGAAGAAGAAAUGCACAAGCAACUUCUUAAACCCCAAGAAGCAGGACUCCCGCCCACAGGGACACAGCUUGUCCCAGAAUCCAGCUGCGCCUCCUCUUGGAUACACUGAAAACACACACUUCCUAUCUCCUACCCAGACGCAGAAUUCCAAGUCGAGUUCUGUCCCUAUCAUCCUGGCCAUCGUGGGACUGAUGCUUGUCACUGUCGUAGCGGGAGUCCUCAUUGUGAAGAAGUAUGUCUGUGGCGGAAGGUUCCUGGUGCACCGGUACUCGGUGCUUCAGCAGCACGCAGAGGCUGACGGGGUAGAGGCUUUGGAUACGGCCUCCCACGCUAAAAGCGGUUAUCACGAUGAUUCAGACGAGGACCUCCUGGAAUAGCUCUUCUGAGGAGCUGGGACUGAAUGUGCAUGGAGCCACAGUACCUCCUACACUCCCUGAGGCUCUGACUUGGGGAAAUAAAUCCCCCACUGCGUCGGCCCCAGCUCUCUUUCUGCCGCUUCCACCCACGCCCAAAGGACCUACACUAAAGAAAGCAGGGUGGGGGUGGGGACCCCAACUGAUCUCAGUUGGCUCUGAAAAGAGGGGGGCAAUUUUAAAUUCUUUAACAUUUUUGUUUCAAUUUCUGUCUUUUGUAAAAGUGUGGGCUUUAGGCUUCUCUCGGUUUGUUUUGUAUGUUAAGGGACAUGACUUGGGAUUCAAAGGGAUUGCUUCGCUGCCCCCACUCUUGUGUGUCCUGUCUGGUGCCCGCCCCAGGGCAUCUGCCAACUCCACCAUCAACUCAACUCCCACAUCUUACCUGGUGCUGUCCCUGGGCUCUGCUGGUCAUGCGAAGCCACCUCAGAGAAGGAAACAGAGGGUGCAGUGACUGGCGCCGCCUGGCCAGCUUCCCCCCAUCCGUGGACAGUCCUGUUCAAAGAGACCGUGCCCCAGUGCACCAGCCCUGCUGCGGCGUCCUCACCCCCACCCCACCCCCAACCACGACUCUAAGGCACAGUGACUUUUCUUUUCCCGUUUAAUUAGGCAAUACCCUUGUUAAUUGCCCUUUGGCAACUAACUUAAUCAUGUGCUUCCAACACACUAAAUAGGGAAAACUUACAGGGCAAUAUUUUUCUUGUGGCAAGAAGGAAGGAGGGACAGAAUUGACUAGAUCUAACACCUAUUAAAGACAAAACUGGCUGCUUCCAA
Molecule: messenger RNA, 3450 nt
Organism: Rattus rattus (black rat)
Lineage: Eukaryota; Metazoa; Chordata; Mammalia; Rodentia; Muridae
Gene: Sort1
Product: sortilin 1
Biological process (GO): vesicle organization; Golgi to endosome transport; endocytosis
Cellular component (GO): Golgi apparatus; membrane
Molecular function (GO): protein binding
Source: RefSeq, a predicted model, not a curated record